This is a messenger RNA of Polypterus senegalus (gray bichir), 2858 nucleotides long. RefSeq names its product carboxyl-terminal PDZ ligand of neuronal nitric oxide synthase protein. The record is from RefSeq and is a predicted model, not a curated record. Bases 416 to 2215 code for a protein of 599 amino acids. Gene Ontology annotation, molecular function: nitric-oxide synthase binding. The transcript is spliced from 11 exons. Lineage: Eukaryota; Metazoa; Chordata; Cladistia; Polypteriformes; Polypteridae.
AGCCCAUGAAUGAGCCGUGUGACCGCAUUCGAAAGCACGCCGCGUCUCUGCCAAGAGCCCGGGGGAGAGGGGGGGCCCGGGGGAGAAAGCAAGCAGGCAGGCAGGCAGGCAGGCAGGCAGGCAGCAGCAGCAGGCUGGCAGGACGAAACGUGCCGUAAAAGCGCUUCUGACGAGAGCACCGCAGCGCAGCGCGCCACGCCACGCCGUUCUUUGUUCAAGUCGCUGGACGGCGAGGGCAGCGCCAACACUCUGAAGUAGGAGGGGGGCACCGACUGGCAGCUGGGCAUCCAGAAAACGCCCCUCCUGGGACGGCGCUGCGGUCACCGAGGUGCACCUGACUGGUGGGCGGGCACGCUGCGCUCUGGUGGUCUGGACGCCGGGAGGAGGAGGAGGAGGAGGAGGAGGAGCGGGCAGCAUGCCGGUCAGGAGCAGAUACAACCUGGUGGAUGACGUGGGCGACUCCAGGGUUCCCCUGCACAACGAGGAGGCUUAUCAGCACGGCAUCCACUUCCAGGCGAAGUACGUUGGCAGUUUGGAUGUUCCGAGGCCCAACAGCCGUGUGGAGAUCGUCGCUGCCAUGAGGCGUAUCCGAUACGAGUUCAAAGCCAAGAACAUCAAGAAGAAGAAAGUGAACAUCGGGGUGUCGGUGGAUGGCGUCAAAGUUGUGAUCCGCAAGAAACCCAAGAGAAAAGAGUGGACUUGGGAUGAAAGCAAAUUGUUGGUGAUGCACGACCCCAUCUACAGAAUAUUCUACGUCUCCCACGACUCCCAGGACCUGAAGAUCUUCAGUUACAUCUCGAGGGACGGCGCCAGCAACACCUUCCGCUGCAACGUGUUCAAGUCGAAAAAGAAGAGCCAGGCGAUGCGCAUCGUGCGCACGGUGGGCCAGGCGUUCGAGGUGUGCCACAAGCUGAGUCUGCAGCACGCGCAGCAGGGCAUGGACGGCCAAGCGGACGGCGCCAGUGAGAAGUCUGCAGAGGAGCCCGAGUCGGAAGGUCGACAGUUGACGGGGUCGGAGCAGCAGGAUGAGAUGAGGAAGGAAGGCGAUGCCACGCUGUGUGAGAGGCCUGCUGGGCAUGUGCUUCCCAGCCUGGUAGAGAACGACGUGGCCAAGUCUGCCCACUUGCUGAAGGAGAGCGUCUUGCAGGACUUGGCAAACGGCAGCACUGAGCCCCUCGGCUCUCCUGGCACCUUCACCUGCUCGGCGUUGACGCCCAUCGCCUCCCAGCAUCACUUGCAGCUCAUUCAGCACCAACUGCAGCAGCAGCAGCAGCAAACCCAGGUGGCCGUGGCACAGGUCCAGUUGCUGAAGGACCAGCUGUCUGCCGAGACCACCGCUCGCAUCGAGGCUCAGGCGCGAGUCCACCAGCUCUUACUGCAGAACCGGGACCUCCUGCAGCACGUGGCCAGCCUGGUGAAGCAGCUGAAGGAGCUGGAGGUCAAAGUUCAGAACAAGCAGAACAGAGAGCGAUGUUCCCUCUGGAGCUCCCUGUCCGCCCAGUCGCUGUCACUCAGUCUGAAGAACUUCUACAGCCUUGGAGCGGAGCCGCCUGUCACCUCCACGCCCGCCAGAGACCCCGGGACCACCCCUGCCCAAGGCCGAGGGGGCUUGACUGAAUCGUACCUCAACCUCGUAAACCCAGAAAAGGAGCCCACGCCGGAUGGCCUGAUGGUCAGCAGUGAAAAAGAGCAGAUGGCCGGAGAGACGGGCCGCAGCGUGGAGGGGUCCGAGGAGCCCACCAACGGAGGCCCAAGGCAGACCAGUGAAAAGCAACGCAAAGACGGGUUUCAAGAUGCCAUCCCUAAGCUGGACCCUCCGCCGCCUGCCGUCAACCGAAAACGUCCGGGAAGGGCUCUGUCUCCGGGCCGCCAGGAGGUGGUCCUCAAACCCGCCGGCCCGCCAGCAGAGAGCAGCAGCCUCACAGAGGUGACGUCCUUCACGUUGACGCUUACGGAUUUUGAAUCUGCCGGCGAUGAGUCGAAGGUCCUGUCCCAGGACAAGUCGUCAUUGUCACCGUUAACGGAGACAGAAGAAGAAGACGACGACGAUCCCCACCCUGGCCGGGGUCCGUCGGGAGUGGAGUGCACGCCGACUGCGGUGCCCCUGGACUAUGAUGGCACCCUGCCCUUCUCUCCGCCGGCCGAUGACACACGUCUGCACAUCAGCUUCUCCGAAGACGAGCCGCUGGACGAGGACCCCGAGCUGACCGAUUAGAGGCCACCGCGCCAACAUUAGCCACGUUAGCUCAUGUAGAAGAAGCUCUAGAGUGUGUUCUUGAGUGCCACCGUGAGGGUCCUGCUGCAUCCGCGAGUGACACUUUACAAAAGCCUCGGGGGGUGGGGGGGGUGGUCCUGCAGAGUGCCAUCGUAGUGGAGGUAACGCGUGACGUUGAUGGUGACAUGCAGCCUGGCAGAUGGCUCCGAGGUGGCUUUGUGUCCAUGCUGGGCGCUCUCGGCUGCUGCUUAGAAUGUCACCUAACUUGAUGUGCCUGGCAGUCCUGAGGGCCACUAGGCAAUGAUGGGUGUGCCUGCGACUCGGGUGCGGGCAUCCUGGCACUGGCGGAGUCUGGAAUGUGCCAAGCUGUUCUUCCACCCAAUUGGCAGCUGGCCUCCAGGUGUUCAGAUCCUAGAAGAGGGCGGCGGCCCAAAGAUGAGGAAAGCCAACGGGUAUGAGGAAGUGGAGGAGUUGGCAGGGGACUGACACCUGGGGGGAGGGAGAGAGAGAGAGAGAGCUGCGCCCUCAAGCAGCCUCUGGACCCCCGGGAGGUCUGGCGUCUGACACAGAUGGGGGUCGUCACGACGCUUCACGCUUUUUUGUGUCCCCUCAUCUUUGGUAAUAAACUUUUGUGACAUUUCCA